This is a messenger RNA of Ascoidea rubescens DSM 1968, 1308 nucleotides long. RefSeq names its product tetratricopeptide repeat protein. Gene Ontology annotation, molecular function: protein binding. The annotation marks the transcript as partial. NCBI's taxonomy places the organism in Eukaryota, Fungi, Ascomycota, Saccharomycetes, Ascoideales, Ascoideaceae. The transcript is spliced from 2 exons. The record is from RefSeq and is a predicted model, not a curated record.
GAAUACUCUCACUCAGUGUACAAUCAAUUGGUUGGUGAUAACGCUUCUCUACUACCAAGAAUUAAAACUAUAGACUUGUAUAGAAAAAACGCAAAGAAAUCAAACGACCCUGGUGUUUUAUUCCAAUUUGCUCAAUAUCUUCUACAAACUGCCUUAAUGAUUGAUCCAAAUGAAUCGGCCAUCUCAGCAAACAACUUAUCCCAAAUCCCAAGCACCUCAAACAAUAAUUCCACUUCCAAUAACAAUCAAAGCAAUCAUAAUUUGACUGGAAAUACUGUUCAAAGCACUAACCAAUCCAGUAACCUAAAUGUUUCAACUAAUAACAAUGGUCUAAGCCUGUCCCCAUCUUUUGUGGAUUUAUCUCGUAUUCCAAGCAACACCAACCUUACAAAUUUAUCUGAAGCUGUACAUUACUUGAAAAAAUUGUCCGACAAAGGUUAUUCAGAAGCACAAUACUUGUUGGGCGAUGCUUAUUCUUCUGGCGCUUUGGGUAAAACCGACAAUAAUAAAGCUUUUGUUUUAUUUUUAGCUGCUGCCAAACAUGGUCAUAUUGAAAGUGCUUAUCGUACUUCCUAUUGUUAUGAAGAAGGUUUGGGUGUCUCUAGAGAUGCUAGAAAAUCCAUCAAAUUUUUAACUGCUGCUGCUGCUAAAAAUCAUCCUUCUGCAAUGCUUAAAUUAGGUAUCUAUUCCUAUUACACAAGAAUGGGCUUAAGUGAUAACAUUAAUACCAAGAAAAUGGGUAUCAAAUGGCUAACAAUCGCUGCCACCAAAGCAACAGAGCUAACUUGUGCAGCUCCAUAUGAAUUGGGUAGGAUCUACGAAACUGGUUUUAAAGAUAUUGUCAUUAGCGACAGAAGAUAUGCCUAUGAACUAUAUACACAAGCUGCUAGUUUAGGUCAUAUUCCAUCAGCAGCUAAAUUAGGAAAGAUUUACGAAUUUGGUACUGAUAUUGGUAUACCUGCAGAUUCUAAUUUGUCUAUUCACUACUACACUCAAGCAGCUCUCGGAGGUGAUUUGGAAUCAAUGCUAAGUAUGUGUGCUUGGUAUCUUAUUGGUGCUGAGCCUUACUUACCAAAAGAUCAAAAUGAAGCGUUUGCUUGGGCUUUAAGAGCUGCUAAUGGAGGUUUACCAAAGGCUCAAUUUGCAAUUGGGCAUUUUUACGAAAAGGGCAUUGGAUGUGAAGUCAAUCUAGCGGAAAGCAAAAAAUGGAUAAACGAGGCUGCCAAAGGGGGUGAUGCAAGAGCGAUUGCAAAGUUGGGUGGUAAAGCUCCAAAACCUGAUAAAGAUGAAAAAUGUAUUAUUAUGUGA